UAUGAGAGUUAGCGGGUCCCGCUGAAACAACAUUGGCGAGAGGUUUAAAAAACGUCUGAGGUAUCGACGGGAAACUGUUCCGUCCUCAAUAAGGCAUUUGGUCAGAGACUGUUGGAGCCUUGGAUUCAACUAGGAGACGCUCUCUGACAAUGUCUUCAUUACCGGCUGCCAAAAAGGAAGAGAAGGGGCGGAAUAUUCAAGUUGUUGUACGAUGCAGGCCCUUCAAUGCUGUGGAGCGCAAAUCGAAUUCACAUGGAGUGAUCGAGUGUGACCAGAACAGGAAAGAGGUGACCAUUCGGACGGGGGGAGUCAAUGACAAAACGGCAAGGAAAAUGUACACCUUUGACAUGGUGUUCGGUCCGUCUGCAAAACAGAUAGACGUGUACAGGAGUGUGGUGUGCCCCAUUUUGGAUGAGGUUAUUAUGGGUUAUAACUGCACAAUUUUUGCAUAUGGACAGACUGGCACAGGCAAAACCUUUACGAUGGAAGGAGAGAGAUCCCCCAAUGAGGAGUUUACUUGGGAGGAGGAUCCUCUGGCUGGCAUUAUCCCUCGCACGCUUCACCAGAUCUUUGAGAAGCUGACCAAUAACGGCACGGAGUUCUCUGUGAAGGUCUCCCUGCUAGAGAUCUACAACGAAGAACUGUUUGACCUGCUCAGUCCUUCACCUGAUGUCACAGAGAGACUGCAACUGUUUGAUGACCCCAGGAACAAGAGAGGUGUAAUUGUUAAGGGGCUGGAGGAGAUCACAGUGCAUAACAAGAACGAAGUGUAUCAGAUCCUGGAGAGAGGAGCUGCCAAGAGGAAAACUGCCUCCACUUUAAUGAACGCCUACUCCAGUCGUUCCCACUCAGUGUUCUCAGUCACCAUUCACAUGAAGGAGAUCACUCUCGAUGGAGAGGAACUGGUGAAGAUUGGAAAAUUGAACCUGGUGGAUCUUGCAGGCAGCGAGAACAUUGGCCGUUCGGGAGCAGUGGACAAGCGUGCUCGGGAGGCUGGUAACAUAAACCAGUCUCUGCUGACCCUGGGGCGGGUCAUCACAGCUCUGGUAGAGCGCGGACCCCACGUACCCUACAGAGAGUCUAAACUCACCCGAAUCCUGCAGGACUCUCUGGGGGGCCGCACCAAAACUUCCAUCAUUGCUACUGUCUCUCCAGCCUCCAUCAACCUGGAGGAGACGCUCAGUACGCUGGAUUAUGCUAACAGGGCAAAGAACAUCAUGAACAAGCCUGAAGUGAACCAGAAACUCACCAAGAGAACCCUCAUCAAGGAAUAUACAGAGGAGAUUGAGCGCCUAAAGCGGGAUUUGGCCGCCACUCGUGACAAACACGGGGUGUACAUCUCUCCUGAGAACUAUGAGAGUAUGAGCAGUAAACUGGUUAGUCAGGAAGAGCAGAUUACUGAGUAUACAGAGCGGAUCGCUGCAGUGGAGGAGGAGCUGAAGCGGAUGAUGGAGCUGUUCUCAGACAGUAAACAGAGGCUGGACCAGUGCACCGAUGACCUGCAGGAGAGGACUCAGCAACUAGAAGAAGCUCAUAAGGACCUGAAAGAUACCAGGCAUAGGCUCACACAAGAAGAGUUCAUCACCACUCAGCUGCAGACCACUGAGGAGCAGUUGUACAGCACUGCAGGCCAGUUGUUGAGCACAGCAGAGAACAGCACAUCUGACGUGUCCGGCCUCCAUGCCAAGCUGCAGCGAGUGCGAGCUGUGGAGCAGCACAACACCACCGUGCAGAAGAGCUUCAGCCAGCGCAUGGAGCAGAGCUGCAGCAGCAUGCAAACCGCACUGAAGGAGCAGAACCUCAAACACAGCGCCAUAUUGGACCACUAUCGCCACACCGUGGCGGGACUGUUGGGAGGAACAGGCCGUGUGUUUGAGCAGGCAUCAAACUCAGUGAUGCGCUCCUACAGUGCUAUAAGGGAGGCGGUUGGAGAAGGAGUGGAUGGCUGUAAGAGCAGGCUGCAGCAGCAGGAGAACCUCACUCAGGAAGGCAGAGACUUCAUGCUCCAACUUCUGGAACAGCAUAAGCUACACCUGGAAGAGGUUCUUGUUGCUCAGGCAAUGCCUGGCAUCAGAUCAAUCAUGGCAAUGAAUGACAGUUUGAAAGAGACACUCCAGCAAUAUGGAGCAUUGGCUGCAAAGAUGGAGGGACUGAAGGCAGAGAUGACUGCGUAUUUCGGUGGUCAUGUAGAGGCGCUGGCGAGGAUGAGGGAGACGGCUGUGCAGGGCUUCAGUUCCCUCCACGCAGAGCAAGACCAGCUCAAACAGCAGAUCAGCCAGGCCAGCAGCAAACACCAAACACGCAUGGCCCAGCUUCUUCAGUGUGUGCAGAAUCAGAUGAACCUCCUGGCUCUGGACACCCAGAAGGACUUUGAAGGGCUGCAGGAAGUGACAGCGGCGCAAAGAGAGCCAAUGGAAGCUCUGAAGACCACGAUACAGAGCAACUGUGUGGAAGCUGAGGAGGAGACCUCAUUGGUGCACUCUCGCUUGAGCUCCUGCACAGAUGGUGUGAUCAGAGAAAUGAAUGGCGUGAUGGAGGAGGGACAGAGGUCAAUAGAGGAAUGUGCUGGUUACUGCAGCCUGCUGCAGAGUUCUCUGGACUCUCUGGCAGAGUCAGGCCUGAAGUGGUGCCACACAGCCAGAGACUCGAGUGAAAAACAUGCCCAGGAGCAGCUUGCUCUCAUUGGGGAGAACAAGGCUGCCUUGCAGAAUCUGCUGGAGUGUGCAGAACAUCAUGGUCAGGCUGCAGUGGAAGACUGUAGAAGUCAUCUUGCUCCAGUGCAGCAGGAAAUGGAAGAAAUUUUGAAGAAUAUGGAAUUGCAGAUGGAUACAGACCAGGGCACCCUGCAGCAGCAUAGAGAUGAGCUCUCCACCUUUGCUGCACAAGCCAUGGAUACGGUCACCAACUUCCUCAGCAACGAGCUCCAACAGGACCUGCCCACCGGCACAACACCGCAGCGUAAGGAGUACAAAUACCCUCGUGUCCUGGACCCACUGAGGAGCAGGGCGGAGCUGGAGGAGGACUUCAGGGCUCAGCAGGAGCAACUAAUGAGCGCACUCAAUCAGUGCGAAGAUGUCACAGAGGCAGAGGAGGAAGAGAAGCCUGUUGAACAGGAUUCUCUUGAGGACGAGGUUAGCGGCUCCAGUGACAGUAACUCAACACAGCAGUCCAUCUCAGAUGAGAACCUGAUGUGCUAUGAGGAAGGGAGGGUUCCCUUCUUUAAGAAGAAGUCCAAGAAAGAGAACCUCAGUAACAAGUCCCUGAACCGCUCAAAGGUGGCAGAAAACGAGAGCACGCCACCUCGAUCGAGAUUACCCCUCAGAUCUCAGAAUCAAUGAUUCCUCAAGAACAUUUCUUCACACUCCUUGGACUAUAGAGACUCGUACUUAUCUCUCUAACUCAGAUGCAUCUUAUUUUAAUCUCUUUAUUUUUGACAUGAAGUUCAAUAUUUUUUUUAAUUGUCUGUCUUCGUCCUGUCAUUAUUUUUAAUGUUAAAGCUAAUAAGUACAGUUCAGGGUGUUUUAUUUACUGUUUCUUUUGUCACUUGGUUGAAGCGGGUGUUUGUUCGGUUGUCAUGGAGGAAAUGAGUGAGUGCUGAUUUUGACCUUUCUUUUUUUUUUUCUUUUUUUUUUUUUAAAAGAGAAAUGAUCCAAGGGUUCUUUAAACUAAUAAAGCUUAAGACAGACUU
This is a messenger RNA of Pygocentrus nattereri (red-bellied piranha), 3688 nucleotides long. RefSeq names its product kinesin family member 11 (gene kif11). Gene Ontology annotation, biological process: microtubule-based movement; mitotic spindle assembly. The transcript is spliced from 23 exons. Gene Ontology annotation, cellular component: nucleus; spindle microtubule. Gene Ontology annotation, molecular function: microtubule binding; ATP binding; plus-end-directed microtubule motor activity. The coding region runs from base 150 to 3338 and encodes 1062 amino acids. The record is from RefSeq and is a predicted model, not a curated record. NCBI's taxonomy places the organism in Eukaryota, Metazoa, Chordata, Actinopteri, Characiformes, Serrasalmidae.